UAAUCAUAAUCAUCAUCAUUAUGAGCUUCGCUGUGAUGUCUCUCUGUUUAUCUGCCUCAUCACCUGCUCAUCAUCUCUCAUCAAGUGUUUUAAAAUCUGACAAGAUUUAUUGCGUUCUGUCUGUUUGAGAGGUUCAUAAUUUGAGAUAUUGGGGUUAAUCAUCUACAUUGGCAAAAGUACCAGCUGUGACAUGGGGAAUGUUUAGAGAUGGAGAAACAGAAGAGUUCUGGUGAGGAGGACAGUUCUGGGGAGAGAGGUGUGCUCCAUACGUGGAGAGGAUAUUCCUACAGCACCACACCAGAUAGGGUGCUGCUUACCCGGCCGGUGCUCCAGGCUGCCCUCGGGGCCAGACAUGGUGUUCUGCUUGUUGAGGGGGGACAAGUCUACAGCUUUGGUGAGCUGCCAUGGAAACAAAACCAAGCGUCAUCAUUGGUGACUGAGCCCAUUCUGGAGGCAGUGCUUAGUGAACAACGUGUUGUUUUUGUGGCAGCCGGCUUUGCCCACAGUGGAGUUGUAACAGAGGAUGGAGGUGUACACAUGUGGGGAGAAAACUCUCAUGGCCAAUGUGGCCUAUCAGGACCCUGUAUUAUCCCUAACCCCACCCCUGUGGGAGUGUCUGACUCUGAAACCUCGCCCUCUCAGACAGUUAAGAUCUUGGUGGUGGCAUGCGGGGAUAAGCACACACUUGCUCUUUCAGCCAAGCACGAAGUAUGGGCUUGGGGCAGCGGCUGCCAGCUGGGCCUGAACACCUCAAGUUUUCCUGUCUGGAAGCCCCAGAAGGUUGAGCACCUGGUUGGAAGGCAUGUGUUGCAGGUGGCUUGCGGAGCUUCUCACAGCCUGGCUCUGGUACGCUGUCUUCCCCCUCCACAAGAACCUUGCAAACCCCUUCCAGACAAGUGCGGUCAGUGCCAUCGGCUGCUCUACACCAUGACGGAUAAGGAGGACCAUGUUAUCAUCUCUGAUGGCCAUCACUGUCCACUAGGGCUGGAGAACACUGAGACCAAAUUUGGCGUAGAGGGCAGGCUAGAUCAGGGGUCACUGGGUAAGCAAAGCAGGAACUCUCCCUCUGAACCCAGCGAGAUUCCAAAAUCACUUACUUCCAGCUCCAACCCUGCAGCUACACCACCCUCUUCAAGCACACCUGCUUCUGAACCUCAAAAUCAGGCACCUAUAUCUAGCCAAGAACCUGCAGAACCAGCCAUAAAAGACUCAAAGGAGCCUGCCAUUAAUGGAGAAGCUUGUGUUGAAGCCUCGGAGACCGGAAUCCCUGAGCCGGACAGUUUUAAGGCCUCAAGUGGAUCUGGGUUAGAAACAGGGGUGAAGUCAUCCCCAUAUCCUGAUGAGCAGGCGGUAAAGGCCUACCUGAAGAGACUCUGUGAUCACUCGCUGUCAGAGCACACGGCCAAGACCUCUAGCAUGCUUCACUCUGCUCAGAUCUCUGGUGACCCGGCUGAUCCUUUCAUAUGUAACCCUUUGAUCCCGGUUGCCCAGUCCGUGACUCCAAUGGGGACAGCACUAAAUAACUUGGUGGUGUCGUGUGCCUCUGCAGUUGGGGAGCAUGUUGCAUCCACAUACAAGCUCUCUCUGAGAAAAGUGAUUGGUUACUGGGUUCCAGCAGAGGCGCACGAACGAGUCGAGGAGAGACUGCGUCAAGAGGAGCCAAUGCAGGGGAAGAAAAGCUCCAGCCUGGGGGACAUCCGAGAGGAGGAGGCGGAGCUUAGCCGUCGCCUCUCUCUGCCGGGCCUGCUCUCUCAGGUUACCAUGGUUACAGACAAUGCACAGUCUGAGAUGAAGGCAUCGUCUUCCACUGCAUCGACUGAAGUGUCUCCUCGUCUUUUGCGACGGACGAGCCGUCCCCGCAUGCGGGCUGUUCCACUUGCUUCAGGAGGUGUACCUGAGGCCGACACCCACCUGCCCUCCCUGCAGACAGAAGUGUGGAGCUGGGGGCAGGGCCAGGAAGGGCAACUUGGACAUGGAGACCUUCUUCCCAGAGGGCAGCCCGUCUGUAUUAACAGUCUGAAUGGUAAAGAGGUGCUGAGAGUGGCUGCAGGUGCUCAUCAUUCUCUCGCCCUCACCGCACAAUCACAGGUGUUCUCCUGGGGCUGUAACACUUCUGGACAGCUGGGACACAUGGAAUCACCCACCUCCAUCCCCCAUUUAACCAAGCUGUCAGAGGGGAUUCGUGUGUGGGAUAUAGGGGCGGGGCAACAGCACACUCUCCUAUUGGCUGACGGAGAUUGCAUCCAGCCAAUCCUGUACUACAGUGGGCAGCAGGUGAAAGAGGAGGUGGAGCAGACAGGAGAGGAGCAAACAGGGGAGUAUACACAGCAACCUGUGCUGCUCCCCUUUUGUAUGAAUCUGGGCUAUUUGAGCAGUGUGUGUGCGGGUGGACAGACAUGCGCCACAUUGGCGGACCGUAAUGUAAUGGAUUUUAUUGGCAGUCUGCAUGAGCUUGCGGCUGCAGAGAGAAAAUACUACUGCAAACUCAGCCAUAUCAAGAGUCUCCUGCUCCAACCACUGCUUAAACUGGACUCUUUAAGCUCUGCCCUCGGCCAGCCCUCUGCAGGGCUGCUGCAGAAUCUGAUUGGACGAUUAGGUCGACUGUCUCAGCUAACGGGUCAAAACUCUGCCUCUCUGAGCUCUAUCCUGCGGCGCUCGCGUGAUAUCCGAGGUCUUGUUCUUCUUAACGACGCACAUCUGUUCCUGGCCAUGUAUUCAGAGUACUGUACUGCAGUUGGUGAUCUUUUAGUCAUGGGAGGAUUUCAGGCCCUUGUCAAACCUUGCCACGAUGUGUUUGGGAAAGGGGUGGAGGUUGUUCAGAGGUUGUCGGAAUGCUCUGAAGAGGGUUUGCCCUUAGCUGAUAACCUGGCUCAUCUCUUUAACCUGCCCUUAAAACACUUGCACGAAUAUGGAAGACUGCUGCUCAAACUGGCUACAUGCUAUGAAGGGAACUCAGUGGAUUAUCAGAGGCUGCAAGACGCCUGCUCCAAAUAUGAGUCAAUGGCUCUUCAUCUGAAGAGGAGGAGGAAGGAAGCAGAGUACACACUCCACUUCUGGAAGACCUUUCCUGGAAAGAUGACCGACUCUCUGCGGAAGCCGUCUCGUCGGCUGAUCUGUGAGAGCAGUAAUAAAGCUUUGACUCUUCAGAACUCAGGACGUUUUUCUGUCAAUUGGUUCAUCCUCUUUAAUGAUGUGCUCGUUCAUGCACAGUUUUCCACUCAUCACGUCUUCCCAUUGGCUACACUCUGGGUGGAGCCUGUUUCUGAGGAGAACACUGGCCUGUAUGGUUUAAAGCUGACCUCACCAGAGGAGAGCUUCAAUCUGCUGGCCUCUUCACCAGCUGAAAAGGCAAAAUGGCUUCGUUCUAUAAAUCAGGCGGUGGAGCAGGUGCUUAGUGGACUGGGGCAUGAUGGGAUACCUCCUUCCACAGGGGUGACGCAGAGAGCAGACCCGCCUAUUUCACGCACGGCAUCGUACACAUUCUACAAAGACAGUCGGCUCAAGGAUGCCAUGUACGAGGGACGAUGGGUCUCGGGGAAACCUCACGGGCGGGGCGUGGUCAAAUGGCCAGAUGGAAGAAUGUACACAGGGACAUUCAAGAAUGGCCUUGAAGACGGUUUUGGAGAUUAUGUGGUACCAAACAAAAACCUGAACAGCUGUGAUCAUUACCAAGGGCAAUGGAAAGAUGGCAAGAUGCAUGGCUUUGGAAUGUUCAGCUACGCCUCUGGUGAAGUGUACGAGGGCUCAUUUCAAGAUAACAUGCGGCACGGUCAUGGGAUAUUGCGUAGUGGGAAACUGAACUCCACCUCUCCUAGUGUCUUCAUCGGCCGAUGGCAAUACGACAAGAAAUCUGGCUAUGGCGUUUUUGAUGAUAUCACCAGAGGGGAGAAGUACAUGGGCAUGUGGAUGGAUGAUCAACGUCAGGGGAAUGGAGUUGUUGUUACACAGUUUGGACUUUACUAUGAAGGGGCUUUCAGUAACAACAAGAUGAUGGGCUUUGGUGUGUUACUCUCUGAAGAUGACACCACAUUUGAAGGGGAGUUUUCAGAGGACUGGACUCUAAGUGGAAAGGGUGUGUUGACGAUGCCUAAUGGAGACUACAUUGAAGGUUCUUUCAGUGGGGUUUGGGGAACCGGACUUAAGAUCUCCGGUUCCUACAACAAACCAAGCCUCUACGACUCACACAAGGAUAAGGCUAAUGCACUUAAGCUGGGUAGGUUAGCUGUCCACUCUGAGGAGAAGUGGAAGGCUGUGUUUGAUGAGUGCUGGAACAGUCUGGGCUGCGAUUCUCCUGAACUGGGACAAACCAGUGUAGCAUGGGACAAUAUCGCCAUAGCACUCACUGUUAACAGGAGACAACAGAGAGACAGUCCAGAGUUACUGAGUCGCUCUCAUCAUAAAACACUGGAGAGUCUUGAGUUUAUACCGCAGCAUAUAGGUCCUGUUACGUUAGAGGUGUAUCAUACAAUCCACCGGUACCUUGUCAAGGCAUGUGACACCCCACUGCAUCCUCUGGGUCGGCUGGUGGAGACAUUGGUUUCAGUGUACCGUAUGACGUAUGUUGGUGUUGGAGCCAAUCGUAGAUUACUGCCCCAGGCCGUCAACGAGAUCAAGUCCUAUCUCUGUCGCAUCUUCCAGUUUGUCAGGUUCCUCUUUCCUGAUAUGCCAGAGGAAGGAGGUUCACUGGCCGAGCCUCCCAAAGAGAAGAGUGACUCAAACCCCACUGGGAAGCAGCUGGAGUCUCCUAAACCUGGGUGUGUGGUCAGUAGCUCUGCUCUGCUCCUUCUGGUGCUGUUGCCGCGUCUCUAUCCUCCUCUCUUCACUCUCUAUGCUCUAGAGAAAGAGAAGGAGGAUGACGUGUACUGGGAGUGCGUGUUACGACUCAACAAACAACCAGACCUCGCACUGCUCGCCUUUCUCGGGGUGCAACAGAAAUUCUGGCCCGUGACUGUUACUGUACAUGGAGAAAAACAACAAGUAAUUUCAAGCACUAAGGACGCCUGUUUUGCCUCAGCGGUUGAGACAUUACAGCAAAUCAGCACAACUUUCACACCUUCAGAUAAGCUCCAGGUCAUCCAGCUGACCUUUGAAGAGAUAACCCAGGAAGUACUUGCACUCUUGAACCAGGAUUUCUUGUGGUCUAUGGAUGACCUGUUUCCUGUCUUCCUCUUCGUUGUUUUGCGUGCACGUAUAAGGAAUCUGGGGUCAGAGGUAAGCCUGAUUGAAGACCUGAUGGAUCCAUGUGUACAGCAUGGAGAGCAUGGAAUCAUGUUCACCACGCUCAAGGCAUGCUACUAUCAAAUCCAGCAUGAGAAGGUCACAUAAUGAACAAUCUCUUCAAAUACAUAUAUUGGCAAACUGGAAUGACUGGCAAACAGACCAGCCAAUAAAGUGUUCCAUCUUAGGAGGAAUGACGCUGUGACUUACUGUGUG
Molecule: messenger RNA, 5433 nt
Organism: Myxocyprinus asiaticus (Chinese sucker)
Lineage: Eukaryota; Metazoa; Chordata; Actinopteri; Cypriniformes; Catostomidae
Product: alsin-like
Exons: 36
Coding region: 208-5325 (1705 amino acids)
Molecular function (GO): guanyl-nucleotide exchange factor activity
Source: RefSeq, a predicted model, not a curated record